AUUUUCACAACCGGAAGUACAUUUAGUGUGGAAAAAUUAUUUUUAUUUUUAUCGAAAUCUCACGAUUUUGUCAUCAUGUUGAUAUAAGUCAAGCAUUCACGUCCUGUGAUAGUUCAACGAUCAAACGUGAUUUUCAUAGAUAGCUACAUAUAGAUAAAGAUCAACAACAUCAUUAAAAUGAUGACAGAUAAGAAUGGAAUUCCAAUAGAGAAACUUCAUAUUGACAUUCAGAAGGCACCAGCUCCUAGGGAACUAACACAUGAAGAGCUUGAAAAAUUGGCAAAAGACAAAAAUCCCUUAUCAGAUUUCAAAAGGAAUAAAUAUGAAUUAGAGGCACAGAAAAAUUGGGAUAAAUUCUAUAAACGUAAUACAACUAAGUUCUUUAAAGACCGUCAUUGGACGACAAGGGAAUUUGAAGACUUGUGUGGAAAUGCAGAAACAAGUGGAGAUGCUGAGGUGACCACACUUCUAGAAGUUGGCUGUGGUGUUGGAAACUUUAUUUGGCCAUUGCUGUCAGAGAAAAAGAACUUUUACUUCUAUGCCUGUGAUUUUUCUCCAAGAGCAGUCCAGUUCGUCAAGGAGAAUGCUCUCUAUAGAGAAGACUGCUGCAAGGCAUUCCAAUGUGACUUAGUAAAGGACAAUCUCAAUGACAACGUACCUGCAGACUCUGUUGAUAUUGUAACAAUGAUAUUUGUUCUCUCUGCAAUCCAUCCUGACAAGAUGCCACAAGCUUUGACCAAUAUCUUAAAGGUGCUGAGACCAGGAGGAUGCGUCUUAUUCAGAGACUAUGGUCUUUAUGACCACGCAAUGCUGAGGUUUGCACCGGGACAUAAGCUGGAGGAAAACUUUUACGUCAGACAAGAUGGAACAAGAGCGUUUUACUUCUCCUUAGAUUUCCUCAAAGAGAUGUUCACAGAGGCUGGAUUUAAUUGUGAGAAUAUUGAAUAUGUGUUCAGGGAAACGGUCAACAGAAAGGAAGGACUUUGCGUCCCAAGGAUAUUUUUACAGGCAAAAUUUACGAAACCUUUGAUAGCAGUGGAAGGCCAUGGAAAAAUAGAUGGCGCAUCAGUCAGUCAUAUGCAAUGUCAUGAAUCUCAGAAACAUGAACAUGUAGAAAAUAAUUGCAAUACAGAUCCAGUAACAUCACUUGACAAGGAACAUUAUAGUAUUAAUGAAAUAAAUGAAACCAAAACUGAUCUUCAACCAUCACAUGCCAAAAUUGGGACUUGAUGGUUAAGUGAAAAUUCAGUAAAAAUUAGGAUUACGGAAUGUGAUUAUUGCAAAAGGAUUAAACAGUUGGUAGUGAUAUGAAGCUUGAGAUAGAUUUACAGUAUGAUCAGUUUGAUGGAUGUGUCUUGUGAUGGAUUUCUAUAAGGCAUAAAUAAACUUUCUGAUUGGAGUUUCAAAUAUUCAAAUGGGAUAUUGCAAGUAAUCAAUAUUUUAUUAUUUGCCAUACGAAUGUUGGAAUCAAUGUAUUAAGAUUUCUUAGUGCAAAUAACAUCAGUGAAGCAAUUAUUGAAUGGACUGGAGAAUGAAAAAUUACAAGAUCCAUGUUGUCUGCAUUAAGGCCCAUGAAAAUCUAAGACUGAUUCCAUUUGAACUCGUUAGAUAUUAGGUUAUCCUGAAACAAUACUUGAUUGUAUCAGUUUAAAACUGAAUACUUUAGGUUGAAUAAAAUGACUUAAAAUAGAUGUUCUGUUUACAGUUUGGAAUGUAAGGUUCAACAAAAUUAUUUGUCAUUUUUAAGAAUAUUUUCUUCCAUGUGCAUUUUAGACGUACAGGGUUAAUAGCGUAUUAAAACAGUUUCUUGCCACUAGACAUUUGAAAAUCAAUGGUGACAACUGACAUACAG
Molecule: messenger RNA, 1852 nt
Organism: Owenia fusiformis
Lineage: Eukaryota; Metazoa; Annelida; Polychaeta; Sabellida; Oweniidae
Source: the annotation of a GenBank genome assembly